Messenger RNA from Vigna umbellata (rice bean), 1409 nucleotides. Its product is annotated as peptide methionine sulfoxide reductase-like. Gene Ontology annotation, biological process: cellular response to oxidative stress. Gene Ontology annotation, cellular component: cytoplasm. Lineage: Eukaryota; Viridiplantae; Streptophyta; Magnoliopsida; Fabales; Fabaceae. The record is from RefSeq and is a predicted model, not a curated record. Gene Ontology annotation, molecular function: peptide-methionine (S)-S-oxide reductase activity.
CUGUUUUCUCUCUUUCAAUAGUUGUUUCUUGUGUGUUCUUCUAUGUUGAGAGAAAAUUUCUUAUAUUGUAAGGAGCUUGACAUCGCUAUUUUGUAUGGUCAUGUAUUGUGAACUUAUCAAUCAGUACACUGGAGUAAAACUAAGUUCUUGUUUUAAGCCUUUGGUUAUUUGUUUAAAUUUGUCAAUCUUGUAGAGAAGUGUGCUUAUUCUAUUCAAACUCCUUGCAGCCAUAAGAAGCACCAUAUUUGCUCAAUCAGUUCCCUUCUGUGUUACUUUCUUCUGCUCUCUCCAGCCUUUUCAAAACGAAGCUCCUUCCAUCACUCUCAGGUUUUUCUGUCAAGUAUUGUUGCUGCUUCUGCAAAACUCAUCCAAAUAUUGCUGGUAACAAGUCCUCCAUGAACCUAUUGAGUAGACUCGUCGGGUUGGGUAGCCCAAGGGCAGCAGAAAACAUUAAUUCAGCAGCUGCCCAAGGACCGGAUGAUGACAUACCCGAACCAGGUCAACAGUUUGCCCAGUUUGGUGCUGGUUGCUUUUGGGGUGUUGAGCUGGCCUUCCAGAGAGCAGUGGGGGUGACCAAGACAGAAGUUGGUUAUAGCCAAGGGCUGCUGCAUAAUCCAAGCUAUGAGGAUGUGUGUACAGGGACCACACACCACUCAGAGGUUGUCAGGGUCCAAUAUGAUCCCAAUCAAUGUAGCUAUGAGAGUUUGCUUGGUUUGUUCUGGGCUAGACAUGAUCCUACUGCACUGAAUCGGCAGGGUAAUGAUGUGGGAACACAAUACAGGUCUGGAAUAUACUUUUACACACCUGAACAAGAGAAGGCAGCCACAGAGUCCUUGGAACAGCAACAGCAGAAGCUGAAAAGGAAGAUUGUUACUGAGAUUCUUCCUGCCAAGAAGUUCUACAGGGCAGAAGAAUACCAUCAACAGUACCUCGAGAAAGGAGGCAGAUUUGGUUCCAAGCAAUCUGCUUCAAAGGGUUGCAACGAUCCAAUCCGAUGCUAUGGUUAGGUUAUUCAUAUGGGAAUUGCAUCGAAGGUUCUAAAUGACAUUUAGAUGAUUAAAGCAUGCUUUUGUUGGAAAGUAUUUUAUCUAUAAAGCUAAGUCACACUCUAUCUCUCUUCUGUAUUGUAUUUAUAGGGUGAAGAUCACUAUAGAACUAGAAUCACUUUUUAGAGUUAUGUAGUAGUUUAUAUGUAUAGUUUUCUAAUAAACUGGUCUUAUAGUGUAUGCCUUUAAUUAGUGUCACUUCUUGAUUUAAAAUGUCAUUUUGUUUUGGGGUUUUCACCCUAGAUUUAUGUGGAUAAUUACUCAAAACAAUGUUAUAUGAACUGGAGGAGUAAUGAACUUGUCAUGGUGUGCUAUAUUGAAUUCAAGAUUUAUGUGAAAAGGAUUUAAGAGGGGUUAGUUAUA